This is a messenger RNA of Brassica oleracea var. oleracea, 1350 nucleotides long. Its product is annotated as probable mitochondrial 2-oxodicarboxylate carrier. NCBI's taxonomy places the organism in Eukaryota, Viridiplantae, Streptophyta, Magnoliopsida, Brassicales, Brassicaceae. The record is from RefSeq and is a predicted model, not a curated record.
AUGCAAAGAUGUUCUCUUGAGGCAUCCCAAAAAGUGAUGGUACAGUCUACUAUGUAUGUAACAUGUGUAUGAUCAGAUCAUUUUUUGGUUCAGCUUGAGCAAACACUAUCUAAUUGUUGCAAAGAAGAAAGAAUCAAGAGAGACCAUACACACUGAUCAUUUUGUUUGUGGAGCUAGAGCGUUCAAUUUACACAAAUCGGCAACGCGCAAAGUCUAUUCACUAAAACCUCGUAAAAGCCCAAACGCUUGGAGAAGGUUCGGGAGAGAGAUAGAGUUGCUUUCUCUCCGCACAAGGGAAAUGGCGAGCACGGAUUCGAAUCACGGGUAACCUCCUCCUCCUCCGAGUAUCGAAAUGAAAGCCCCGCAGGAUCCAUUCUUCGAGACAAAAGAGCAUUCCACAAAUGCUUCGGACUGUUUGGGUUGGUGAUGGAUUAAAAGGUUUUUUGUUCUUUUGUUCUUUAAUGGAUUGAAGAGUCUCAUCCCAACUUAGGAGGGCACUGGGUACAUUUUUUAGCAGGAGCUAUUGGUGAUACAGUUGGUUCUUUCGUUUAUGGUCCUUGUGAAGUAAUAAAGCAGAGGAUGCAAAUUCAAGGCACUAGUAGCUCCUGGAGCUCUUUUAUUUCAAGGAAAAGCGUUCCAGUUAAACCAAGAGGUGACAUGCACUGGAAUGUUCCAAGCUGGAUGCUCAAUAUGGAAAGAGCAAGGGCCAAAGGGACUGUAUGCUGGAUACUGGUCUACACUAGCAAGGGAUGUACCUUUUGCUGGCCUUAUGGUUUUUAUGAAGCACUAAAGGAUCUAACAGAUGAAGGGAAGAAAAAGUUUCCACAAUUUGGAGUUAACAGUUCAGUCGAGGGGCUCGUAUUGGGAGGAUUAGCUGGUGGACUAGGCGCGUAUCUCACAACUCCACUGGAUGUUGUAAAAACAAGAUUGCCAGUGCAAGGAACAACGAUCAAGUACAAGGGGUGGUUGGAUGCAGUGGGUCAGAUACGGAGGAAGGAAGGUCGAGAGGGUUUUUUCAGGGGAAGCGUCCCAAGGGUCAUGUUGUAUCUUCCAGCCUCGGCACUUACAUUCAUGGCCGUUGAGUUCCUUAGAGAGAGCUUCAGAGAGAAAGGUAAAAAUAACAAUGUUGUCUCCAACUUGAGCAUAAGAUUAGAGAGUAAAAGAUCUUCAGUACAUGAGGUUAGGGAGAACUAGUGACAUGAUUCUUGUGAGAUACUGUUAACUACAAUCUGAUCACUCCUUAAUAAAAGGUUAUCUUUACUUUCCCUUUUUAUAUCAUUUUAUCCUAAAGAGAAAAAUAAAAUUAAAAAUAUUAACUUAAUUAGGCUUAUUAUAAAUACACGUUUCGGA